CUAGAAAGGCUUUAUUUCAUUAGACCCGGAAGCAAUCACUAACAGGCAACAUUUUCAGUAUUUACACUUCUCAACCUGAUUUUAUUUUGACUAAAUAAGAUACCUUAAAAGCAGAGGCCCGUGGGCUAAAAAGAAGCCCAAAGUGAAAAAAAAAGGAUAGUGUUUGUUUGUUUGUAAGGGUCCAAUACCGAAAACCGACCAGAUCCGGUUUUCUAAUCCACAUUUUGUCAUAUGAUUUCGUACCGGCGAAUCUCGCCGCCGUUAAACCCUUCUUCACACCUGUAUUCGCCGGUGGAGAUUUCAAGGACUCAAAUCUCCUCCUCCCAUGGUGGUUUCUCCCUCCAAUGCCCAUCAGUAACCCUACGAAACGUCCCCCGACCUUUAUCGCUCAAUCGUUUCUCAAAGAAGAGCUCUCCCAAGCGGUCUCCCGUCUCGAGUCCCUGACCAAACAAGGGAUUCGCUUACCCUUCCAAGUCCUCGCGUCCCUCCUCCAGCGCUGCGGAGACACCGGCUCCUUAAAACAAGGCAGAUGGAUCCAUCGCCACUUGAAAAUCACCGGAUUCAAAACCCCCAACACGCUUCUCUCCAAUCAUCUGAUCGGAAUGUACAUGAAAUGCGGUAAACACGUCGACGCCUGCAAAGUGUUCGACAAAAUGCGUUUCAAGAACUUGUACUCUUGGAACAAUAUGAUCUCCGGGUACGUCAAAUCCGGGAUGCUGGCUCGUGCGCGUCACGUGUUCGACGGUAUGCCUGAGAGGGAUGUCGUCUCGUGGAACACGAUGGUCAUCGGCUACGCUAAGAGCGGGGAUGUGAACGAGGCUCUGUGGUUUUAUAGAGAGCUGAGGAGAUCUGGGAUUAACUGCAACGAGUUCAGCUUCGCGGGGGUUUUGACCGCUUGUGUGAAGUUCAGAGAGAUCCAGCUCAGCAGACAAGCUCACGGGCAGGUUCUUGUUGCUGGGUUUCUCUCGAAUGUGGUGCUUUCUUGCUCUAUCAUCGACGCUUAUGCUAAAUGUGGUCAGAUGGAGAGUGCUAAAAGAUGUUUCGAUGAGAUGGUGGUGAAGGAUGAUUAUAUCUGGACUACUCUCAUCUCUGGAUAUGCUAAAGUAGGUGAUAUGGAAUCGGCUAACGAGUUAUUCACUAAAUUGCCAGAGAAAAAUGCGGUCUCUUGGACCGCAUUAAUUGCUGGAUAUGUUAGACAAGGCUCAGGGGACCACGCGCUUGACUUGUUUAGAAAAAUGAUUGCUUUGAGGGUUAAACCUGAGCAGUUUACUUUCAGCAGCUGUCUCUGCGCCUCUGCUUCUCUUCGACACGGGAAGCAGAUUCACGGAUACAUGAUCCGUACGAACGUUGUACCCAAUGUGAUUGUUGUGAGCUCUUUGAUCGAUAUGUACUCCCGAUCAGGGAGUUUAGAAGCCAGCGAGAUGGUUUUCAAUCGUUACGGUGACAAGCAAGACUGUGUUCUGUGGAACACGAUGAUAUCUGCGUUAGCGCAUCACGGGCUUGGCCACAAGGCCUUGCGCGUGCUUGAUGACAUGAUCAAAAUCAGAGUUUAUCCAAACCGGACCACUCUGGUUGUGAUUCUCAGUGCCUGCAGUCAUUCGGGUCUGGUGGAGGAAGGAGUCAGGUGGUUUGAUUCAAUGACUGUUGGUUAUGGGAUCGUUCCCGACCAAGAACAUUACGCAUGUCUGAUAGACCUCCUAGGUCGUGCCGGUUGUUUUAAAGAGUUGAUGAGUAGGAUGGAGAAAAUGCCUUUUAAACCGGACGAGCAUAUCUGGAAUGCAGUCCUAGGGGUAUCCCGGAUCCAUGGAAAUGUGGAAUUGGGAAAGAAAGCAGCGGAAGAGCUGAUCAGACUGGACCCUGAGUCGUCUGCGCCAUACAUAUUACUGUCGAGCAUUCACGCAGAUCGUGGAAACUGGGAUUCAGUAGAGGAGCUGAGAGGGAUUAUGAAGAAGAGAAAUGUGAACAAAGAAAAGGCUCGUAGUUGGAUUGGAAUCGGGGAGAAAUUUGAAACGUUCACAGUCUCAGACGGGUGGCAUCAUCCUCGUAAAGAAGAGAUCUACUCCGUUCUGCAGAAUUUGGCUGCACUAAUGGAAGAAGAAGGAGAAGCUUCAAGAACAUGAUCCUCUCUAACAAGAAGGGAGAAUUGUACACUGUCAAAGCCUGCAAAAGCAGGGGAGUUAUACAUGUUGUGAUGAUUUGAUUUUUUUAGCUUCGAAAGUUUUGUAAGUCUAGCAGAGCUAACAACUACAGUGUUCUUUUUUUUUCUGUAUUCCUCCAGAUUUAUUGUUUAAUAAAGAAGCAAAUGGAAUA
Molecule: messenger RNA, 2310 nt
Organism: Raphanus sativus (radish)
Lineage: Eukaryota; Viridiplantae; Streptophyta; Magnoliopsida; Brassicales; Brassicaceae
Product: pentatricopeptide repeat-containing protein At2g21090-like
Exons: 1
Coding region: 345-2120 (591 amino acids)
Biological process (GO): RNA modification
Molecular function (GO): protein binding; RNA binding
Source: RefSeq, a predicted model, not a curated record